This is a messenger RNA of Haliotis rufescens (red abalone), 1137 nucleotides long. RefSeq lists its product as uncharacterized. Gene Ontology annotation, cellular component: membrane. The record is from RefSeq and is a predicted model, not a curated record. The transcript is spliced from 2 exons. Bases 1 to 1137 code for a protein of 378 amino acids. Gene Ontology annotation, molecular function: G protein-coupled peptide receptor activity. Lineage: Eukaryota; Metazoa; Mollusca; Gastropoda; Lepetellida; Haliotidae. Gene Ontology annotation, biological process: neuropeptide signaling pathway.
AUGAACUCCAGACUCCUUCAACACGACCUCGACCUUUAUCUCCGUCACUAUGACAACAAAUACGCCAUCCACUCCUUACCGGUCAUCCUGUUUCUUGCCAUCUUGAUGCUGGUUGGGUUCGUGGGGAAUUCACUCGUUUGCUACGUGUAUCUAGUGAAAUUUAAAGCGAGUUCCCUCCGAUGCUAUAUUUUAGCACUGGCAACGUUUGACCUCGCAACAUGUGUCGUCUGUAUUCCCGUUGAAAUAGCAGACAUACGAUAUAACUACACAUUCGGACAGUAUACAUUGUGUAAGAUGCUUCGAUUACUCGCAACGUUCUCAGUUAUUGCUUCAGUGACCAUACUGUUAGCUAUAGCUGUGGACAGGUCUGUGUCUACAGACGACAUUCGCAUCAACGGGUCACGUUGUACUGUAACAGACGAUUACAGCAACACACAAUACCCUCUUAUCUACAACGGAGGUCAGAUGAUCCUCUUCAUGUCGUGUAUAUUGAGUCUGUCUGUGCUCUAUGGUCUGAUAUGGCGGCGGGUUGCCAGGCAACAGAAACGUAUGAAUAAUGUCACUGAAAGCGAUCUAACCAUUGAACGGAAGGUCCAACACAAGGCCACACCGACAUCAAUCGCAAAGAGUUUGGAGGAUGCUCAUAGCCCGUCGGCCAAAGGUGAACCAAACUUGUCUUUAGAUAAGGUUGAUUCAAACAAUUCCGAAAGUACAUGUAUAAUGCCAACAUUGGAAUCAUUUAAGAACGACAAUACAUGCCCACUUGAAGCAACACCAACUCUCGGAUCAAAGUCCAACAGAAGGCUCUCCACGUUUGGGAGAAGAAAAUCCUUCUCUACCUGCACAUCGUCACAUUGUGACAAAGGCCCUCAGAAGACAACAAGGAUGCUGUUUCUCAUCACUCUGGUAUUUGUGCUGAGCUUUCUUCCCCAUCUGGGUCUGAUGGUAACUAGAGCAGUGAACAAGAACGUGUUUGAAGACCUUCACGGAGUUGGAUUCAUCGCCUACAACGUGUUCCUGAGGUCGUAUUUCAUCAACUCUGUCUCCAACCCAAUCCUCUACAGCUUCUGUAGUGUUCGAUUCCGGCAGGAACUGACUCAGCUUUGGGAAAGUGUGGCCAUGACGAGAAAUACGUGA